Molecule: messenger RNA, 1252 nt
Organism: Fragaria vesca subsp. vesca
Lineage: Eukaryota; Viridiplantae; Streptophyta; Magnoliopsida; Rosales; Rosaceae
Exons: 3
Coding region: 1-1005 (334 amino acids)
Source: RefSeq, a predicted model, not a curated record
AUGGCUGUCAUGCAUCACCGCAGCCAAUUAGAGACGGCGGCGCCACCCCCAUCUCCGAUCCCAACCGCCAAGGGCUCCCGCUCCGCAGCCUCCGAAACCUUCACGCAAUUCCUCGACAACUGCCUCAAGAUCCCCGAGCUCAUCGCAUUGCCGCCUUCCCGCCUUCCCAGCAUAAACUCACGUCAAAUCGCUGACGUCGACUUCCGAUCCCUCUCCGCCGACUCCAUCGCCAGCCUCCUCGUCUCGGCCAAGCAAUUCAGCGCGUUUCGAAUCAUCGGUCAUGGAAUAACGGCGGAUGAGCUGAGUUCUGUGGUUCAAGAAGCCGAAUCGGUUUUCGGAAAUGCAGAUCAUCAAUCGGGAGGUUUUAUUGAGAGCGUUGGUAGCCGUGAGGUGUUUGCUUGGGUCCGGGAUCAAAAGAUCAAAUCAGACCUAAGAUAUGACAACUUUUGUAACAAUAUGGGGAAGGUUGCGAGUAAAAUUGAAGCGAUUGCAGAACAAGUGAGUCAAAUUUUCUAUAAAAAUCCGAAUGUGGAAUUUGUGAGAAGAAGUGAAGAGAAAGAUUGGGGUUUUAGGCUAUACAGAUACAAUCAUGACCAAGAUGAUACAAAGGAGCACAACCACAGUAGUUCACGGAAUGAGAUCGACUGUGUCGACGACCGUGAGUGUGAUGAUCAUGGUUUAUGCAUCCACCUUCCGCUUGAGCACUUUCAGUUCUACAUUCAAUCGGAGCGAGGUCCAUUGACGUUUGAUGCAGGGCCUGAGAUGCUUGUCGUUACAAUUGGAAAGCAGCUAGAGGGAUUUAAAUGUGUUUCAGGGGAAAUGAUAUGUGUGCCUGACACAGGCAGAAGCCAAGCCUCUUUCUCCUUGCAACUCAAAGUUCCAUUCUCAUCGAAUUUCCGAAAAAGUUCCAAGACAAUUUCCAUUGUUGAUCAAGUUUUCAUUGCAGUAUUCCUCUGCUUACUAUACAAAGUUGUUGUGUUCUUGUACACUUUUACAACUACAUAGACUAACUAUUUUUUUGGCUGUGGGUGAGGGUGACGUUCUUUUAAGUAAAACGUAACAAAAAUCUGGGUAAUGGCUUUUGGGUGACAUUGAUUGGUUUGGAGGAAUUUUUUUCUUAUUUGUGCCCCUGUUUCUUUGGGCAUAAAACGAUGUACACAUAUGGUACGGCAUCCAUGGCUUGAAGGGUUUUGGUUUGUUCAUAUAUAGAAAAGCUAGUAAGUAGUAACAAUUGGAACAUAGAAGUAUUUGU